Messenger RNA from Phascolarctos cinereus (koala), 2000 nucleotides. RefSeq names its product tapasin-related protein-like. The record is from RefSeq and is a predicted model, not a curated record. Lineage: Eukaryota; Metazoa; Chordata; Mammalia; Diprotodontia; Phascolarctidae.
GAGGCUGAGGCUGUGGACGUGAUGUGGAUAUUUCGGCAGAAGGGGGGGUGGCACCAAGAGGUUCUGAAGUAUGCUGGCAAACAGGGCCAGGUGACCCACCUUCACAAGCAGGCUGAGGCCUUCCCAAGCGAGAUUCCUCGUGGCAACGCCUCCGUUCGGCUCACCAACAUGGCGGUCAAGGACCAGGGCAGCUAUUUCUGCUCUGUGAGCAUAGCCGGGCUCCACGGACAGCUUGGCAUUGACGUGGCUGUUGUGGAGGCCCCCAAAGUGACGAUCAGCCCCCAGACCCCAACCCUGACCUUGAAGGAAGGGGAGGAGCAGAAGCUGGCCUGCGACGUCAGCCGCUACUUCCCGCUAGAAGCCCACGUGCAAUGGCUGCGUGAGCCCAUGGAAGGCCGCAUGCUCCCCGAGGUGGUGAGAAAUGUCAUCUUCAGCAAUCACCGGCAGAGCAGUGACGAAACCUACAGCUUCUCCAGCUACUUUCUACUGAAGGCCUCACUCCGGGAUGAUGGUGUACGCUAUACCUGCCGGGUGGAACAUGAGAGCCUGCAGUUCCCCAUCAGGAAAAGCAUCACGAUCAGGGUGACAGAAAAGUCUGGGCCGGGGUUGUGGCUUCUAAUCAUCUUUGCAGUCGUGAUGACUCUGCUUGGGUACUUUUUGAAGUAUCUGCACCAAGUGAGAAGCAUGGACAAGAGAAAGCCUUACUAGGAAUUCAAAGCACAUGCUGGGAAAAGGAGAGACAGAGAGACCUUUGGAAUUCAGUGGCUGAGAGCCACCCAGUGCUGUAUAAUUAACAUACUCUUACAACUUGGGCUGGAAAGACCCUGAAGAAACAUGGGUUCUAGCCAUGCUAUUGUGUGACAACAGGCAAGUCACUAGACCUUUGUGAGCCAGUUUUCUCAUUUAUAAAAUGAGGAUAAUGAGACCUACAAGUAUGAGUACCUCACCGGAUUGUGAGGAAAUGAGAUAAUCUACGUAAAGCACUACAUAAAGUGUUAUCUAUUGUUUAGGGUCAUUGUUGAUAAGGACCGACGAGUUGACAUUCAUUCAUUGAGCAAACCUUUAGUUACCAGUCUAGAAAACUCUUCUCCCCAUCCUGCCAUUGUGUUCACCUUGGGCCAGUUUCAGACCUUCUCUGCUCUGCCUUCUCAACCCUUAACAUUGUCAUCUGACAUAUUAAUUUGACCUGCCAUCUUCCCUGCUUUGGACUCCCAGGCCUUUCCAUCUGCCUAGGCAGGGGACCUUUCAGUCUUUCUAUUUGUAUCGCCAGCACUUGGCACAAAAGCUUUUUAAUUCAUUCAUUCAUUUUUCAUGUACGCACUGGCCUUGUGAGCAAAGCCUACACGUGUGAUCAGUAGAACCUCACGUUGGGGUCAUGAAGGGUUGCUGUGAUGUCGGUCACUGGCAGAUCACCCCCGCAGCCCACCUCAAGCCCACUCAGUACUUGCUGCCCGUUUUGCUCAGCUUGGCCCUGGGACCUGCCUUGCUGCCGUCUAGCUUCUCAGCCCACUCUGCAGCCCAUGCCAGCGAUUACCAAUGCUUCCAUUCAUAACACGGUUUCUAUGGUGCCCGCCACUCCUUUUACGGUUAUGUCACCUAACAUGGUUGUUUUUCUGGACACCUUCUGUGGGUACCCCUGUCGUAGACUUUGUGAGCUAAGCUUUUGGUAAUUGAGAAUUAAAGAAAGCAUGCUGUGUUAAUGUCCUAAAUCCAUAGAAUCCACCCACAUGCCACCUUCUCCUCCCACCAGAGCCUCUUAUAGCGUGGUCUGUUACCUCCCUACAGUGUAGGGAAAAAGCAGAAAGAGUCCUGUAGGGGCAGUUGAAAGACCUGCAUUCAAAUUCCUCAGAUAUUGACUUGCUUUCUGAUCCUGAGAGAGUCACUGAAUUUCUGAGCCUCAGUUUCCUCAUCGGUACCAUGGGAAUAACAUCAGUAUUGUAAUACCUACCUCAUAGGGUUGUUGUGAGGCUCAAAUAAAAUAGUGUUCUGAAAAACCUCUA